Molecule: messenger RNA, 1653 nt
Organism: Fusarium keratoplasticum
Lineage: Eukaryota; Fungi; Ascomycota; Sordariomycetes; Hypocreales; Nectriaceae
Product: Protein SSH4
Exons: 2
Coding region: 1-1653 (550 amino acids)
Cellular component (GO): Set1C/COMPASS complex
Molecular function (GO): transcription cis-regulatory region binding; protein binding
Source: RefSeq, a predicted model, not a curated record
AUGACAUCCGAGCGCGGCAGCAGCCCCAACCGGGAGCCUACUCCAACCCUUCCCCUAUCCUCGAUCCCGCAGAAGCGCGCCCUCGAAGAAGGCCGUCACAGCCCCGUCGUUCCCUCGCCAUUGAACCCCGAAGUCAGGCCCUCCGAGUCUCUGGCCCCCGAAGAUGCUGCUGCGCAAGCUGCCCGUUCCAAGUCGGCCCGUACAAAGAAGGACACGCUCAAGAAACGCGAGGCCAAGGGCGGUGACAGUGCCCGCGCGACUCCGGAUCCAAGGGCAAAGGAACCAAAGCAGAGCGAAUCUAGUCCGCUACGCUACAAGCUUGCGCCUCCCAAGCCGUCCGACUUUGACCCCCCACGAGGGCCUGUCUUGACGGCGCACCACGAAAUCACUACUCCCAGCGGUGAAGCGGUCGAGUUUUUUGAGACAUCUGAUCAUGUUUCCAACAAGAAGAACUUCCGCUACACGCAUUGUAUCGCUGACCCCCUCUUCCCAUCCAUGAUCUACUAUCGAGGUACCGAGCCUGAACCUUUCGGGCCCCGCAUGAGCUUCGAAGACUCUGCGGGGCACGUCUUCUUCGACAAGUCGGCGCGACAAGUCACAACUGAUAAAGGGUUUCGAAUGGCACGGGCGAAUGUAGCUGUAAGAGAGGGUCGGUGGUAUUGGGAGUGCAAAAUCACACAAGGAAUUAGACCGCCCAAGGAUGGCGAGUCCAAACCAGACGGUGGACGACAUGUUCGCAUGGGCUGGGCAAGACGGGAGGCAUCUCUAGAUGCGCCCGUGGGAUUCGAUGCCUACAGCUAUGGCAUCCGAGAUGUCGCGGGAGAAAAGGUCCAUAUGUCACGGCCCAAAGAAUUCUUCCCCGAGGGAGAAGGCAUCCGAGAAGGUGAUGUCAUUGGACUGGAGAUUCAACUGCCAUCAGAACAUCUUCAUCGCAAGAUUAUGACUGGACAGUACAACCCGCUAGUCGACCAGGCUGACGAGGAGCCUGCGCCUUCGGCUGAAGCGCACAACAUUGUGCGCGAUCGCGUCCCCAUCCGCUUCAAGGCUCACACCUAUUUCGAAAAAAUCGAAUAUCACACGACAAAGGAGCUGGAGGAUCUCAUGAACCCGGCUUCUACAAGUGUCAACAAUACCUCAGAAGCACCCGGGCCUACUCAUCCGACUCCAGGCCUCCGUACCCUUCCCAACUCACGUAUCAGAGUAUACAAGAACGGCGUUCUCAUGGGCACCCCCUUUGAGAACCUCCUUGGCUUCCUCCCUCCUGCGUCUCGCCCGAUGCCUCAAGUGGGCGCCCGCGAAGGCCUCGACGACGGCAUGCUGGGAUACUACCCUGCCGUGAGCGUCUUUCGUGGUGGCGCCGUCGAGGUCAACUUUGGGCCAGACUUUUGGUAUCCCCCAACCGACGACACCACAAACGGCGACGUGGAUAUGGUCUCACGUUCCAACGCCAGGUUAUCCAAGCUCCACGCUGUUUCAGAGCGUUAUCGCGACCAGAUCGCUGAGGAUAUUGUCUACGAUAUUAUCGACGAGGUUGACUUCUGGAUGCAGGAUGGUGGGGGUGCAACAGAUCGCCAAGGCGUGAGCGCCAAGAGCGAAGCUGUUGCCAUGGCGCCAGGACGGGAAGAGAUCAAGGAGCUGGUCCAGGAUGAUUGA